AAUACAUUGUUUACAUUAGGUUUUGAGUUUACCAUUUUUGCAUUCAAAAUUCUUGAUCCUAGCUUUCAUUAUUUUUAAUGAAGAAUACUAUCUAAGUUAUAUACUCUAGUCUGGAUUAACGAAAUGUAUUGUGUUUAGAAUUCACACUAUAUUAGUAGAAGAUGAAGUGCCUGCUAGUAGUUAACCAGCUUAAUGACCCAUUUUAUAUUGAUUAUGACGUAGAUUUCGCAGAAUACAUCAUUCGACGAGCACAAGAUAAAGGUUUACUUGAGGUAUGAAUAGUCAAAGUUUAGGUUGGAGUCGUAGAGCAAAGUUUUGCACAUGGGCGUUCUCGCCCCAUUAAUUGGGGCACAGCUAGAGGGUAAACCAGGAAUAGGAGCUAGACCACAUCCUAAAAAAAGGGGGAGGGGCGGACAAUUAUUGCAAUAGUCAAUUCAAUAGUAAUAAUAAUACUAGUACUAGUUAUAGUAAUAAUAUCAAUAAACAUUAAAUACCUUUACAAUAGUGUAAUGACUAUAGACUAUAGUACGUUUAAGUAAAUUUUUUUGUUAAUUUGGAGAGAUAGCACCCUGACGUCAUUUGCGUGUUUUGUCCCUGGUUCCGAUAGGGUCAAAACCCUGGUUCCGAUAGGGUCAAAACCAAGGUUAGGGAUAAUUUUUGGGUUCAGGUUAGGUUUAGGGAUACAUUUAGGACAUAAGUUUGUGGGUUGCGGCAACCAAGAUGGCGGCCAUGGUGCUAUCCCUCCAAAUUUCCCAAUUUAUUUUAACAAAAUGUUUUCUGGAUGUUCCCUUGUAGAAAGAAUAAAUGAGAUUUGAAAUUAAUAUUGACAGUUCAACAGAUGUGGUCAAUUGUUAAUCACAGGAUAGUUUCAUACUAAUCAUAUAUUUUUUAAAAAAAAUCUUGUUUUCCAGAAUAAUUUUUUUUUAAAAAGUGCCCAUGAUUGAUUUCAAGCUCUUGUCAUCAAUUUUUCCAACCUUUUAUUAUAGUAGAAUGGGGUGCAUGCUAUAUAAUUUAUAUUUCUACUCACUCUGCUAGAGUGGGUGGGGGAUUGAACUAUCAUUGCCCCAGCCCGGUGGGUGGUUAAGAGGUUGAAACUGGAAAAAACUUAAAUAUUCAAAAAUUGCUAUAUUUUAAUAGGAAUAUUCUUUCAGUAAUUCUCUGGUAAAUGUUUGACCGAGCAAAAUUAUAUCCUAAAAAGAUGGACUGAAUACUGCUCAGAGCUGUGUAAUGAAAAUAUAAAGAUAGACCCAGAGAUCCUUAAUGUCCCUCCAGCAACCGACAAUGGAAACUACCCUAUUCUCUGUGCAGAAGUAGAAGCAGAAGUCCAAGCACUCCAAGUAGAAAGGCCGCAGCAGUGGAUAAUAUCCCUGCCAAGUUGGUGAAACAAGGAGGAGAAGCAAUGAUAAGUGCCCUAAUCAAUAUUUGUCACAAAAUAUGGCUGACGGGAAUGGCCCAAAUCAUGUACCCAAUUGCUCAUCAUCACCCUCCCCAAGAAAGGUAACCUACAGCUAUGCCAAAAAUAUUGCAUCAUUAGCAUAAUAAGCCACCCAGGCAAGGUCAUGCUAAAGGUCAUAUUGAACCGACUAAAACCAUAUGCCGACAAAAUCAUUUCUGAAGAACAGGCGGGCUUCAGGCAAGGAUGUGACACUACUGAGCAGAUCCUAAACCUCAGAAUACUAUGUGAGAAAUGUGCUCAACACCAACAAAACCUAUACCACGUCUUUGUGGAUUUCAAGAAGGCAUUCGACAGGGUUUGGCAUGCUGCUUGAUGGGCCACCAUGAAGCACUACAACAUCAACACAAAUCUAACCAGAAUUAUAUGCAGCCUCUAUGAUAAGGCCACCAGUGCAGUCUUCUUCAACAAUAACAUUGGAGAAUCGUUCAAGACCAUGGUUGGAGUAUGACAAGGCUGCUUGCUCUCCCCCACUCUGCUCAACAUCUUCUUAGAGAGAAUUAUGUCGGAUUUUCUGGAAGCAUAUGUAGGGACAGUCAGCAUUAGUGGCAGAACAAUUACCAACCUACGUUUUGUGGAUGACAUAGAUGAACUGGCUGGAAACGAAGAAGAGCUAGCCAACCUAGUAAAGCGUCUCGACAAGACUUCAUCGUCCUUUGGCAUUCAAAUGAGUGCAGAAAAAACAAAAUUGUUGACGAAUAACACCACCGGCAUCUCGACUGAAAUUAAGGUCGGUGAGGAAAGAUUAGAGACAGUAGGCAGCUUCAAGUACCUAGGAGCAAUAGUCUCGGAAGAAGACUCCAAGCCCGAAUUGAUGUCCAGGAUUGCCCAGACCACAACAGCACCAAAAAGGCUUAAGAAAAUAUCAAAUGACAAAAAUAUAGCCCCCAGCACCAAAAUCGGGCUGAUGUGCUCAUUAGUCCUCUUCAUUUUCUUGUAUGCCUGUGAGUUCUGGACAUUAACAGCAUAACUUGAAAGAAAAAUAAAGGCGGUGGAGAUGAGAUGUUUCAGAAGCAUUCUUGGAAUCUGCUAUAGAGACCAUAUCUCUAGCGAACAAGUGAAAGAAAGGAUUCGUCAAGCAAUUGGGCAAUAUGAUAACCUCCUGGAGACUUUAAGAAAAGCACAAACUGGAAUGGUAUGGCCACUUGACAAGAAAACAAGGGCUCCCCAAAGAAAUCAUGCAGGGCAAAACGAGAGGAGGGAGAAGAAGAGGAAGACAGAGAAAAAGAUGGAAAAAUAACAUCAAAGAGUGGACGGGACUACAACUAGGCGAUGCUAUGCGAAUUGCAGAAAACAGAGAGGAAUGGAAGAGGAUAAUUUUCAUGUCAUCUGUGGCACCCCAACGGUCCAAGGACUAAGGGACAUGAUGAUGAUGAAUUCUCUGUCACACCAAAUUUAUUUGAAAAAACGUACACUGACUGCUCUCAAAAAGACUGCUGUCAAAAACACAGAUACAUUUGGCAUACCGUCUACACAGGAAAGAGUAUGAGUCUGAGAUUAAGUUAGUUGGCCCCUAUGUCAUUUAAAUUAUAUAAUAACAUUUGCACUUACAGUGUUACAGGAUUGUGUUUCGUUGUAUUCUUUUAAGCAUUUGAAAAUUACUAAGGAAAUUUGAUGUGCAUCUUUGUUUACAGCAUGAUGCUGACAUUACCAAAUUGGAUGCUAAUUUAGUGAUGCAGUUGUUUUCUCCAUUGAUUAAUUCACAAAGGCUACUUAUUGAUAGGACCAAAGAGCCAUGUUCCUCAAUUGUUUGUCCUAAUGGGUUUCGUUUUGUUUUCAAACAUGUAAGUAUGCAAGUCAAAUUUUUAAACAAAUUAAAGUUUAUAGACUAUAGUUUUCACCAUUGUUUUUAACAUAAUCAUAUUUAGUAUUAAAGUAAAGGAAAAAUACAAAUUCAGUUAAUUGAAUUUCAACCAUCGCAUUAGCUCUUCAUUUAUUUAGGAGAAAAAUCCCUGUCUUGCUUUUUUAAUAGAUUGAUUUCAUACAUAAAUUUGUCAAUGAUUCUGUAGCAGUUGUUUGUUUUCCCUUGUUGGGUUGCUGGUCCAACACAGAAACCAUACAAAGCAUGUAGUCUAUGGACCAUUUAGUCUGGCCCUCUUGCCAGUAUACCCCUCCACCAUGUCAAGGUAGAUUCUUGAAAUUUGAAAAGAAGGUGGAGAUGGAUAGGUUAUACCAUAAGUAUACCAAUGCCAAAUAUAUCUAGGCAAACACUGGUAUGGAACCCUUAAUGACCAAGAGUAUGGGUAGAACUUAGAACACUUGGUGAAAAGAGAUUGGCAAGGAUGUACUUAAGAUUGGAAUGAGUUAGAGAAGUUUGCUUAGACCAGAAGGCAUGAAAAGAUAUUGUUAAUACCCUAUGCUUCACUGGGAGUUAAAAAAAUGGAAAGAAGAAGAAGACAGGUACAUAAAUAAACACACCUCAUUGCAAUAGUGGAAACCUUUUUCUCAAAUGUUUACUUUGCAACGAUUUUAUAUCUUUAAAUUAAUUGAUUAAAUGGUACUUUUUUAAAAAUAUUUUUCUAAUAGAUGCUUCAAACCAUUUUUAGAGCAAUAAACUUGACUAAAAAUAUUAAAGCUUAAAGAAUUUACCUUUUUUCAAUAAGUUAGAAAAUACAGCUUAUCAAAUGGUCAAAACAAAAGAGCACAUUAUAUAACAUGGAAAAAUGUUGUGAACAUUGACUAAGGAAAGAAGGGAGCUAAUUAUAAAUUUUUUUAAAAUGUUGAUUUUUAAGUUGAUCUGAUGUGUCAAAUUUGUGUGUUCACCAACUUAUCCAUGUCCAUGAGCAGUUUCCUUUUAUAUACGAAGUUGCGCUUUUGUUCCAGCAAUUUUUAUGUAAAGACUUUGUUUUACUUUGUGAGCUUUACCAUAAUCUGACACUUGUCAUUACUUACCACCGGCAAUCAACAUAAAUAUUAAAAUAUUACUUUCUAAGAUGGAGGAUCUUCUUAUUGUCACAAUUAAUGGUGAUGGUACUGAAUCGGAAGUGUUUCUGAAUCGAAAGAUAGAAGUUUUCAUAAUGGUGAUGAGAUUCAUGUUUGGUCCAGUGUGUGAAGAGUAAGUAAUUUUUUACAUUUGUGAAGUGGCAUGUAUUUGGUAUAGUUUUUGCCCAAGUCAAAAUUAGGCCCACAGAAAGCUCUCCUUAAUAACACAUUUUCCACACGUUAAGAAGCGCAAAACAUCCUAUAAAGCCUAUUUCUCAUGUAAAAAAAUCAAGGGUUUAUUUGUACUUGCAAAAGUUGUGACCAUUCUUAUAAACAGAAGCAAUAUUUGCUUAUUCAUUUUUACAAACAUUUUGAUGGAUUAUCAAAAGAAUAAUUGUAUCUUAAUAAUAAAUAUAAUAUAUUUUACUCAGACACACUCCCAGAAAAAAUACUUACAUUGUCUCUUGGAGAUAGACACAACAGAAAAUAAGUAAAAUAAAAAGGAAGCAUUUUAGCUUAGUUGCCUGUCUCAUGAAUAGAGGAGUUAGAAGCCCAACAGCAAUUAGCUUAAAUUGCCAUAAAAAACAUUUUUUACUAUUGAUUGGUCAAAAGGGACUUUACUUCUACAGAAUGGGUCAGUCUCAUUCCUACAGUAAGAAGGCUAAAUGGAAUUUUCUUCGACAACUUAUGAACAAUUGGGCUAAUAUGGUUGAAUCAGAGCAAGGAUUUUUGGUUGAGGUAAUUUUAAACUCAUAAAUGAAUGUUAAAAUAUUAAAAUUUUUGUUGCUUCCUUAGUUAAAAAAUGUAUUAAACUGUAUUUUCAUUUUAUAUAAAUUUGCUUGGUACUGCUUAUUAAGCUCUUAUUAUUUUUUUCACAGGCUAUCGAAAGACUACAUGUCAAUCAAGUUGUAAGUGAGAAAUGUGUGGAAAUUCUGGAAAGAUCAGUGAAGCAGAUCCAAGCAGCCAGGGACCAACCUACCCAGCAUGCUAUUUUACUAGUCAACAGCAAACUUUUAGCUCUUUAUUCCAAGUGAGAUUUUUUUAUCUAUUUCCUCAUGUUUCAAUUUUCCACAAUAUACAUGCUACUCACCAAUUAAGAAAUUAAAUGGGAGCAAAGUUUUGCCUAUUCAUUGAAAUGAGCUCCUAUAUUGUCCAUUUACCCAGUUCACAAAACUUUUCACACCUUUCUGUUUCUGGAUCAAUAAAGUAUCUUGAUUCCAUUUAAUAUAGAUUUAAUAUUGACAUGGACUUUGUUAUUGCCUAAUAUUUGACUAACUUUGUAUUCAAAUAAAUAUUAAUUAAAAAAUAAUGAAACACAAAACAGCUUUAUAAUGAUUUAUUUAGUCCCUCAAAUCAUAAGCCAAAAGUUGUAAAAUGUAUUAUAAAAAUAGCAUUUGAUAUUUUUUGUAUUGUCUACCAUCCGCACUGUUUAUAUUUUAUGUUUAGCCGCAGUGCCCAUGAGCUAAGGGCCAAAGAUAUUUUAGCUGUGAUGAUCUUAGCCAGGACAAUGUAUCCUCGUGCAGAUAGAUUGGAAGAUCUUUUUGCAAAACAUUACAUUGGGUCAGUGUCUAGAUCAAGGGCUUCUUCUAGAGAUGACAAUAGUGAUGUUGGGGACGAUGAGGUGAGAGUAAAGAUAUAUUUGAUGGAAGAAUGUUCAGUAGUUUGAGUUGAGAGUACAGAUAUUUUUGAUGGUAGGAUUUGAGUAGUUUGAGUUGAGAGUACAGAUAUAUUUGAUGGGAGGAUUUGAGUAGUUUGAGGUGAGAGUACAGAUAUAUUUGAUGGAAGGAUGUUGGGGAUCAUAAGCUUAAGUACAGAUAAAUUUGAUGGGAAGAUUUUGCUAAUGCCACAUCAAAUAGUGUGCUAACUUGUGGAGUAGAGUGCCUGAAAACCAGAAUGCAUCAAAUAAAAAUUGAGACUUAUUCAGUAUUAUUAAGCAACCUGCUGCUCAUAUAUUUUAUGUUUUUAAGACAUCUCAGGAGUAUUAAAUCAUGUAGAAAAGACAGAAAGCAAAUUUUAAAUAAUUGCUUAACCCAAUUUAUUACAGUACCACAGUGCACCUAAUACCCCUGGUGGCAAAAGAUCAAGAUCACCAUCUGUAAUAUUAGAUGAUCUGAGGCAAGAACGGAUACUCAAUAACUCAUCUUCAAAUAGCCUUCUGUCUCAUGACACCAUUACAAAUCUAAAAGAUUCACCCCACUCAUCCAUACCAGGAUAUGAAGUAAUCAAAGACGCUGGUUCAUCUGAUCAGGAAUCUUCAAGUCAUAGAGAAGAUUCUGAAUCAGGCCCUUCAUUGCUGGAUAUGUACACUGAAAAAUACCCAGAUCAUAUGUUUCAGAAAGUGAGACCUGACAAAAAUAAUUCACAUACAAAGACACAGGCUGGUGACAAAAAAUGUGAUUUAGCAUCUGUCCAAUUAGAUGUUCAGGUUGAUGUUCAUCCUGGGGUUUCACCACAUUUACAAGUUAAUCUUGUAGAAAAAGAAAACUCAAACCACUCUGAGACACAACAUGAGAUAGGUAAACAAAAAAAGUCUGAAAAUAUUACUCAGUCAUAUAGUAUGAUAUAUAUAAUAAUAUAUGAUAAUCAAUUAAUCCUUCACAUUAUACACUUAAAAUUAAUGAAGUACAUGCAAAGUAACUGAUUCAGAAAACAUUCUAAUAUUGUCAGAUUUAAUCCUCAUCUAGUGGAUUUAAGUAAUUGUUAUAUACUUUUAUCAAAGUGUAGUUUGCAGCUGACCCUCUCUCACGUAUCUCAGAUAUUGAUGAGCUGGAAGUCACAGACUAUCGCUCAUUACCAGCAGAUGUAAACAGUAAAAGGUUUAUUGCUUCACAAUUUUCCCUUGAACCUAAUAUUGACAUCUCAACCCCUUCUAGGUCUAGCUCAGGUAAAGCAUUUAUUAACAUUUUAAUGAGGUGUCUUUUUCUGUAGUGAUUGAAUGCUAGCUUAAAAUUUCAAUGUAUUUAUAAAAAUAAAAAAAUAAAAAAGAUAACUAAAAGAAAAACAUUAGAUUUAAAGAUUUCUUGAAACAGUUACUUGCAAAGAUUAGUUUUUCUGAUGUGGAAACCUAUUUUUCCCAUCUUUCUUUAUUUCAUAGUUAUUUCAAAUCUGAGUAAAAGUUACCCAGAGCUUUCAUCUACCAAUGGGCAAGAAUUUCCUUUCACAGGAGUUGUACAAACUCAAGCUUUAGAAGACACAGUUGAUGCAGUUCAAAGAAAUAAAAGAAUAACAGUUAAGUGUCUUAUCUUAGGGUAUUUAGUGGGGGAAAUUAUAAUGCAAUACAUCAGUGAUGGCCUCACUGAAAUACAGAGAGCUAUACGGUUGGGUGUACUAAUACUGAUUGUUAAAAAAAUUAUGGUCUACUGCCUUGAAAUGUGAUCAAUAUUAAAACAAUGUAUUUACGUAUUUUAUGAUUAAAAUAAUGUUCUUAAAAAUUUAGGCAUCAUACUGAAUAAUGAGUUUUUACUAGGCAUGACCUUGAAUACAAAAAAAUGUGUAUAUAAUUUCAUGUUAAAUUAAUAUUAAUAAUUAAAUAAAAAUGUGUAUUAUUUUACUCUUAGCCAGCAAUGAUAGGUUCCUAUUCAAAUUCUGAGCUUCAUCAUCAUCAUCAUGGCCCUACUGCAAGGUCAAGCCAUGCAGUGACUUUCCCUUUACAAGACACCAUUACAGAGCAAGAAAUUGUUAGCAGCAAGCCUAGUUUUAACACAUAUUGGCCACACACAAUUUUCUUGGAGACAUCUGCUUGUCAAUACUCACCUUACAACAUGCACAGUAUCCAGGUUUUACCUGGUGUCACGGUUCUUUUUCUAUCUCAGGUUUGAUUCAGUUAGUUUUCUACAAAGCCUGCUAAAGAGCAUAUCUUUUAACAAUUGCUUUGAAAUGUAUGCCUCUUGAAGUUUCAUCUUCUAAUAUUUUUACAUGUUUCUAUUAUUAGUUUAAGGAAAAUUGAAUCCUUUUUAAUUUUACCUAGGCACCAAGAUAUGCUGUAGCAGAUGCCUUGUUUCAAGUAAUCAAUAGUUUGCAAGAUCUCAUAUAUGAUAGACGUGUUAAGCUGAAUCGCUCUCAAAGUAUUCAUGUUUAUGACAUCAUCAACUCAUUACUCUCCAAGCUGCAUAACAAUUUGAAAAAAUUAAAGGUAUGAUUUUGUUGUUUAAUUUAUUUUUUAGGCAUACUUUUUUUAACACUCACAUUACCAUCACAACAUCUUAAUUUAUCUUUUAAGAUUUGCAAAUACCUUUUAAAAAAUUUCUAGAUUCACUUUGCUGAACUAUUCAUUCAAAAUGUCUUUAAAAGCUAUAUUUUUGUAAAAUAUAUUAGGUGUUUGUCCUCAUUUCCCCCUAUCCAAUAUAUAGGUGCAAGGAAUGAUCACCGAAAUGUUAAUGUUUGUUGGACUAUCACCCUUUGUGAGACAGACCCUUUGACAAACUAUUUUGGGGGUUGCAUCUGUUUGCCUACUGAAUCAGAGCCCCCCCCCCUCGGGCUUAUGUUUAUUCACAAUUAUAUCAUGAGGUUUUUGUUUUUUGAAGGAGUUGCUUGAAAGAAAUCAUGUAUGGCCCAUGUCUUGUAGAAAGAAGAAGAGUUUAGUUUUAAAAAUUCAGUCUGUUUAGUCUACUUCUGUUCACCAAAUAUUGGUUAACUGCCAAUACAUGGCUGUAACUGCCCAGGUGUUAGAAUCCCUGAGAGUCAGUUGUGUGGGGAUGUUCCUUUGUUAUAAAUGAGAAUAGACUAAGAACGUAGAGAUACAAUAAACAAAGGGGUAUAUUUAAGGGCUAGUAGUGUGCAGGUGGUCAGUAGUGCAGGGGGAGAGUGAGUGAGUCGAAUAUCAGUGUAUAGUUGUCUUUAUAGUGUUGCCAGUGAUCCCAUAGGAUAUGUGGUUCUUUGGCUAAGCUUGUUAGUGGAACCAACAUUACCAAUGGAAGAAACUGUUAAAGCAUAAAGAUUAAAGUGUUAGUGUAAUAAAAGUAUCACAACUUAUAAUUGGACUUUGCAUCAAGUGUUCUUAUGUACUGAUGAAAGAGUUUCACAUGUUAUACCCUAUAUAAUGACACCAACACAAUUCUUGACAAUGGCAAGAAGUAUAAAACCUAUAUAACAUUUUUUUAUUGACUAAACUAGAUUAUAUUUUUCAUCAAAUGAAAUAGUGCUCUUGAAACUCUCCUCUUGUUGAUAUUUUAUCACUUUCAAUUCUUUUCAAGGGUAUGGUGAAGACAUUAAGUUUUGACAUUCAUCGCCGGUGGGAGAAAGAAGAUCUAAAACAAAAACUCCUUGAUUAUAUGGAGAAGGAUAUAAGAUUACCUAUUCCAUCAGAGUAAGUUCUUGGUUUGAGAGUAAGUUGUUGGUUUGAUUCUCUGCACUGUAUAGACUUUCUUCUACUUGUACUUACAAGGCAUUUUGCUUGAAAGUUAAAAAAAAAUUAAACAUGGAGAAGUUUAAUUUUCAAAAUAUAUAUUUGAAAAUAGCGGAUAAGCUACCUUUUCAUUGGUUUGUUUUAAAGCGUCGUAAACCUUUUUUUUUUUGUACUGUACGUCAUAUCAAAGAAAAAUAAAUAAUUAAUCAUGGCACGAAUUUCUUAAAUUAUGUUUAAUUUGUGUUUAAUGUUGUUCUUUGAAUAGACUUGAGUCUCCAUUGUUGGAGCUUUACAAGAAACUGAAAGAACUGUUUUCACAUCUGUUUUUGACUCCAAUUCCACACUCUCCACAAUUUUUGGAGUCUUUAUCACAAAUAAAAGUGAGUCAUUCCAAUUUUACUUACAAUUUUUUUUUUUAUUGUAAAAGAAUUUUUGUGAAUGAUCAAUUUGAAAUAGGUUUUUUCUCAAAAUAAUAUUUACAGUUUUAAACAAUUUAUUUUAAUUUUUCUGUGUGCAGUUUGUAUGAUUGUAAAUACUAAUAGAUGUAAAUUAAAUGCACACUGAGCAACCAGCCAUCUACUAAUUUUGAUAAGAUGCUUGUAGAUAAAUUUAUAAAAAAACCUAGUGUUAUGAUGGGCAAAAAUAUUUAUUGUUUAAAAGUAGUCAUAAAUGCAUUUUAUUUAUCUUAGGUGAGCAUGCACAGAGACUUGGUAGACUACAGGGAGUAUCUAAAUGUCAAAGCAGAACGAAACAUCACAAUGCCUUCUUACUUUGAGGAUUAUCCUGGACUCAUACACUUUAUAUUUAUUGAUCGCCACUUCCAUCAGAUGAGUGCUCCAGCUCUCAACAUUUCUCUAAAAGCAGGAGAGAACACAGAUGCUACCAGCUAUCUUAAGGAAAAAGUCAGUUUUAGAACACAGAUGCUACUAGCUAUCUUAAGGAAAAAGUCAGUUUUAUAACACAGAUGCUACCAGCUAUCUUAAGGAAAAAGUCAGUUUUAUUUUUUUAUAAUACCGCUCUAAAAAACUAAAGCACUGGUGGUUGAUUUUUUUUUUUUUUAAAUGUCAUCUUUAGUUUUUAAAAGUUCUAUGCAAGUAUUUUAAAAUGUACAGUGACUGUUUUCAUGUAGUAUUUAUUGUGCUCUUAUCAACAGAUUUGGGUCAUGUAUGAACACAUGAUGUGUAAACUGACUGAAGGUUACACCACUGUUAUGUUGAAAGAAGGGGACUUCUAUUUCUCAUACUUCCUGUGGUUUGAAGAUGAUGCAGUAAGAAAAUAUACAAUACUACUAAUUUAUAUUAUAUUAAUACUACUGAUGCUACUUUGUGUGUGGCCGCCAAAGAUCACAAGCCGACUAGUCCUAAUAAACAGCUCUAAAGUUUUGGAAUUAAAGAUUAAUAAAUAAGAUUGAAAAAAACUGGUAGAUUACAUAGUAAUAUUUGGACACAGAAACAUGAUAAUAAGGUGAAUUAAUUAAAUUUUAAUAGAGUAUAUGGUUUCUAUAAACAUAUUUAAUUUUUGUUUUAUAACGAAGUCUAUAAUUUUUUGUUUAGUAUUUCAAUCUAAAUUUGCUGAAUUUGUUGUGGAUUUUACUCUCAAAUUUUGCUUUUUCAUUUUUAAUUCAGGGUAAUGCCUUGCCUGUGCAGGAGAGUUUUAAACCAUCAACAAGGGCUUCUUACCCAGGUAUUCUAUGUGGAUCAUUUUAUAGGCAAGUAAAAAUGUUAAAUAUAUCAACACAUUUAAUUAAAUUGUUACAGUGUAAAAAUGAUACAUUCAAUAAUUUCCAUUUACAGCAUAAUAAAUAUAAAUUUUUAAAAUAAAAUUGAUGUGAAAGAAAAUGAAGAAAUUCUUUUUUUCCCUUUCUUACUUCAAUCAUCAUAUUGAAUGAAAAAUAUAUUGGUACAUUGUGCUACACAUUUAAUUAAAUGAGGACAAUAUUGUAAUUUUGAUUUCAGAGAAUUGGUUCAUCACUGCUUUCCACACACCUUUCAAGGAUCCAUUCGUUGCUUUGAGAUGUUUCUGAUGCAUCUUGGAGCUGUUCAUCCAGAGUACAUCGCUGGGCAUUGCAAACAGUUGGCUAAGAAAAUGUGGGAGAUGUCAGGAGAAGCUUACAACUCAGUCAGCCUUCUGUAAUUAUUUGUCUAAAUCACAUGUUUAGCUUUACAUCAAUUUGUACUUUUUGGUUAUUUACUUUUUUUUAAAAAAAAAGCAUCAUGCUUGAACUGUACAUACAAUAAUUAUUUCAAAUAAAAACAAAAUGUAUGAGUAGUAUUAUUUAAAAAAUUUAGGAUAAGAGAGAAUCAUGGUUAGAGAAGGCUGUUUGAGAUGUUGAUCCUAAAUAACUCUUUUUGUAACAAUCUUGUAAUUUUUAAUUGUUGAUCAAUUUGAGCUUUCCUAAGCAAACCCUGCAUAUUUGUAUGUUCUUCUCUUAAAAUAUUUCCAGAAUUAAUUAUUUUAAACAGUGUUUGAAAUAUUUAUUUUUAGAUGUUUAGCUUUUAAAACUGAAAAGUUUUUGCUUUGUUAAAAUUAUUCACCAGAUGCAUUCCUUAGUUUUUGCUUUAAAGAAACUUUAAAAAAUAUGUACUGAUUAGGCUGUGACAUUUUCUUUAAAAGGCAUUUAAGUUAAGCUAUUAAAAGUAAAAGUGUAGCGUUUAUUUAACGUAAUGGUCUGAUUAAUACAUACCUUUUUGUUAUCAGUUAAUUUGGUGAACAUAUGUCUAAGUUGUAUUAUUUGUUAUUGGCAAUACAAAUUACAUUAUAUUUAAUUAAAUGUCUGCUGUAUUUAUAUUUUUAAAAUAAAAAUCUUAGUGUGUGUCAUUGUCGUGUCUGUGAAUUUUGUGUAUGUGAGUGUAGUGCAUGUGAUUGUUGAGACUAAAUUUUAGUAUUAUCUUUAUCUGCUGUUGAACAAAUAAGUGACCAUUAUUUUUUUUAGGACAUUAAUUUUUAAAACAAAAUAAGAACUGUUGCUGGGUGUGUUUAUGUAUGUGGGGCUAGGUAGCUUACUGCUCUUCCUUGCAGUUAACUUCCAACCUUCUUUCACCAUAGGACAAGUUAUUUUAUGUCAGUAGUAUUAAGAAGAAGCAAAUUCUAAGAAGCAUUUGACUUGAUAAUAGG
Lymnaea stagnalis (great pond snail) is the source of this 12833-nucleotide messenger RNA. The record is from the annotation of a GenBank genome assembly. NCBI's taxonomy places the organism in Eukaryota, Metazoa, Mollusca, Gastropoda, Lymnaeidae.